AUGAGUGCCCCAGCCAACCCGCCCCACAGUGCGAUAAACUGUCAACAAUAUCAUUUGGCAAAACGACCAUGGAGACUCAAUGUGACGGAUUUUGAAAGAAUCCUAGAGUAUCCCUAUCAGGGAAGUGGCACAGAAGAUGACCCAUACAUUGUGGAGUGGCUAGAGAACGACCUCGAGAACCCCAAGAACUACAGCGAAACCCUACGAUGGAGUGUCACGGCAUUGAUCGCAACCAUGACACUUUGCGUCGCCCUAGCCUCGUCUGCAUACUCAGGAACUGUUGGCAAACUACUUGCUGAAUUCAAAUGCAGUCAAGAGGUGAUCAUCUUGGGUCUGUCCCUUAUGGUUCUCGGAUAUGCUAUCGGACCUUUACUGUGGGCUCCGAUCUCCGAGUCUGUUGGUCGUCGCAAUAUCUUCUUGCUUUCAUAUGCCGGAUACACAUGUUUCACUGCUGGCUGCUGCGGCGCACAAAACGUUUGGACUCUCAUUAUCCUCCGGUUCUUCACUGGUAUCUUUGGAUCCAGCGCCCUCUGUAUUCCCGGAGGUCAAAUCGCGGAUAUGUUCAAGCCGGAGCUCCGAGGCCUCGGGAUUGGCGUCUUUUGUCUUGCACCUUUCAUCGGACCCGCUCUCGGUCCCAUCAUCGGUGGAUUCCUCGGUGAUGCAGCCGGUUGGCGUUGGGUUAUGGGGUUGUUGGCUAUAUUCUCAGGAGUGCUGACGCUUAUGGCGUUCAUCUUCAUGCCCGAGACAUAUGCCCCGGCAUUAUUGAGACUGCGCGCUGCGCGCUUGUCAAAAGCCACCUCGAAGGUCUAUUUGACUGCCGAAGAUGCAGAGAACCCCAUUGUUUUCAAGGAAUUGGUCAAGCAUGCGCUGCUUCGACCUUGGGUUUUGCUAUUCCGUGAGCCUAUCGUCUUCAGUCUGACGCUUUACAUGUCAGCUAUCUACGGUACUCUUUACCUGUGCUUUGCUGCGUUCCCAAUUGUUUUCCAGACAAACCGUGGUUGGAAUGCCGGCGUGGGAGGCCUCGGAUUCACAGGUGUCUUGGUGGGCCUCAUUCUUGGAAUUCUCAUCAUCUGCUGGGACAACAAGCGUUACGUGCGCAUCUACCGCGCAACUGACGGGUUUGCUCCACCGGAAUGUCGCCUCCCAGCAGUCAUUGGGGGCGGAAUAUCUAUCGUUGUCGGACUGGCAUGGUUCGCUGCCACGGACGCCCCUAACAUCCACUGGAUAGUUCCAAUCAUGGCUGGCGCACCCUUUGGUGCAGGAUUCGUGUUGGUGUUCAUCUGCUGCGCCAAUUACUUGAUUGAUGCAUACGUGAUUUACGCCGCCUCGGUCCUGGCGUCCAACUCCGUGAUGCGAUCCGUCUUUGCUUGUGUCUUCCCUCUAUUCACUACCUACAUGUUUAAUGAUAUCGGAAUUCACUGGGGUGUUGCCGUUCCUGGAUUUAUCGCGCUUGCCUGUCUUCCAUUCCCCGUUUUGUUCUAUCUAUACGGUGCAAAGAUCAGAGCGCGUUGCAAGUACGCUGCACUCGCAGAACAGCAUCUACGAAAGACCAAGGGAUUGGCCGAUGUGAGCGCCCAAGGCUCGACUGACUUCGAGGAAGAUGCAAUUCCGAAGGUUUAA
Messenger RNA from Penicillium paradoxum, 1620 nucleotides. RefSeq names its product MFS transporter. Lineage: Eukaryota; Fungi; Ascomycota; Eurotiomycetes; Eurotiales; Aspergillaceae. The coding region runs from base 1 to 1620 and encodes 539 amino acids. The record is from RefSeq and is a predicted model, not a curated record. Gene Ontology annotation, molecular function: transmembrane transporter activity. Gene Ontology annotation, biological process: transmembrane transport. The transcript is spliced from 4 exons.